AGAAAAAAAAAAAAAAAACGACUUCGGCGUCGAAGACAAAGAAAAUAAUAAAAGCAAUGGUCCUUGCUUAUGAAGCCUUCAAAAAUUACGUGAAGAAAAAUCUCAGCUGAUUAGGCUGUACUGAUGCUGAGCUCCUUUGCAGUCAACCCAUCUCGAGACAUGAGUCGUUUGACUCGAAUGGCAGAGGAAGCGCAGUUACAGGCUGAAGAAAAAUGGCUAGUGGAAACACUUACCAGAAUUAAACACCAAAAAAACUGCUUGCACAUAGAAAGACUACACCUGGAGGGUCUAAAAGCAAAACAUCUGCGUGAAGGAACCUCAAAUGCUGGAGAUAUUGAAAAACAAGAUAGGAUAAAAGAUGAUUUUGAUCAAAAACUGAAGUCUCUAAAAGAACAAGAACAGACACAAAAUAAAGGCGGUAAAUCCGACAUUGAUUCAAGUGCACAGUUGAAUGCUUGUAAGAAGCUGGAAGAUAAUAUUGUUGAUACAAAGUGUAAUGAAGAAGAGCUGAACUUGGCCGUGUCUAAAUCUGCCUAUGCUUAUAAUUUGGCAUGCAACAAUUUUGAAGAGUCUGAUGAAGAUGAAGAGGAGGAUGAUGUUAUGGUUGACAUAGACAUGUUCAUGUUUGAUUCUUUUCGAAAAAACCAAGAUGAGUAAAAUACAUAUAAUCUUAUGUAAACUUUGUAUGAUUUUAUUACUUUCAAGUCAGGCAGGUGGUGGUAGAUACUUACGUACCUUGCAAUGAAACAAGCAGGGAAAUGAAUGAGUUGUGGUGUAGAAGUUUUUUUGUGAGUCAUAUAGGUAUUUAGCUGUAGGAAUAUAGUGCAUGCAUGUCAAUGUUAAUUUUUUUUCCAUUUCCAUAGUUGUUAAUAGAAUUUUCUGCUGAAAUAAAAGAUAUUUAACUAAUUGAA
Pectinophora gossypiella (pink bollworm) is the source of this 911-nucleotide messenger RNA. RefSeq lists its product as uncharacterized. Gene Ontology annotation, cellular component: nucleus. The record is from RefSeq and is a predicted model, not a curated record. NCBI's taxonomy places the organism in Eukaryota, Metazoa, Arthropoda, Insecta, Lepidoptera, Gelechiidae. The coding region runs from base 124 to 657 and encodes 177 amino acids. Gene Ontology annotation, biological process: transcription initiation at RNA polymerase III promoter; transcription by RNA polymerase II. The transcript is spliced from 4 exons.